Bactrocera oleae (olive fruit fly) is the source of this 4226-nucleotide messenger RNA. The record is from RefSeq and is a predicted model, not a curated record. Lineage: Eukaryota; Metazoa; Arthropoda; Insecta; Diptera; Tephritidae.
UUUUGUUUUGUCUUUUCACCACUUGGGUGCACAGAAAAUUUCAAGAAGGCGAAGACCAAGUCUGCUUUAAUUUUCAGAUUGGAUUAAAAUUUAGACCAAAUUUUGAAGAUAGCGAAUGUUCUUUAUUAAUAAUAUAUAGUGAUAUGUAUUUACAUACGAUUUGUAAUUGAUUUGAAUGGAAAGGAUCGAGAAGGUGGAGUGAAAUCAACAUUACAAGAAAACGUAAGCACCUUCCCUGAGAAUAAUAACAUGAACAACGAUGCCACCUGCACGUCCUGGAAGUCUUAAGGAUCCGGAAAUUGCCGAUCUUUUCUAUAAACAUGAUCCAGAAAAAAUAUUCGAGGACUUGCGUGAAAUUGGUCAUGGCUCGUUUGGCGCUGUUUAUUAUGCGCGAUGCAACCUUACCAAAGAAAUCGUGGCCAUUAAAAAGAUGUCCUUUUUGGGAAAACAAAGCCUUGAAAAAUGGCAGGAUAUUCUUAAAGAAAUCAGAUUUCUUCGUCAACUGAAUCAUCCGAACACCAUUGAAUACAAGGGCUGCUAUUUACGUGAAUCAACAGCUUGGCUGGUAAUGGAAUAUUGUGUUGGUUCGGCUUCAGAUAUUAUUGAAGUACAUAAGAAGCCUUUACACGAGAACGAAAUCGCUGCAAUAUGUGAUGGCGUAUUGAACGGCUUGAGUUACUUACACAGUUUAGGGCGCAUACAUAGAGACAUAAAAGCCGGCAAUAUUCUCCUCACAGAUAAUGGUAUUGUGAAAUUAGCGGAUUUCGGUAGCGCUGCUAUUAAGUGUCCAGCUAAUAGUUUUGUGGGCACCCCAUAUUGGAUGGCCCCGGAAGUGAUUCUAGCUAUGGAUGAGGGCCAGUAUGAUGGUAAAGUCGAUGUAUGGUCCUUGGGUAUUACUUGCAUUGAAUUGGCUGAACGAAAACCACCAUAUUUUAACAUGAAUGCAAUGUCUGCCCUUUAUCACAUUGCUCAAAAUGAUUCUCCAAAUUUAUCCAAAAAUGAAUGGUCAGAUACGUUUUGCAAUUUUGUUGAGUUGUGUCUUAAAAAAAUGCCCGUGGAACGACCAUCGUCAACGAAACUGCUAAAACAUGAAUUUUUGACACAGCCACGUUCAGAUAUUGUGCUACUUGAAUUGAUAGCACGUACAAAAGCUGCUGUGCGCGAAUUAGAUAAUUUAAAUUAUCGUAAAAUGAAAAAAAUACUAAUGGUUGAUACCUGCGAGACUGAGAGCGCCAUCGGCGAUACAGACGAUACACAAGACGAACAUGCUGGCGGUGAUAGCAGCAAGAGUAAUAGUAUUACUUCAGAACACUCCAUACAUUCGGUGGGUGUGUCGGCGGCCAGUAGUCAAGUAAGCUCUUCGUCGAAUUCUAUUCCCACCACUCAAAAUCAUAUAUUGACGCAACAGCAGCAUAUUGCUGUGAAUUAUCAACAACAGGCAGCUGCUGCGGCAGCGGCGGCGGCUGCAAGUGGAGUUGUUGUACGAAAUUCAUCACGUCAAAGGAAUCUGCCGCCACUACCUAAUAUUAUGCACACAAUGAACAAUAAUGUUACGCCAACAAAUUCAACUUCUGUUGUACCAGCGCCUAUGAUGCCUGUAUCAUCCGCCAGUCAUUCAGCAGGAGGAGGCUCUCCUGCUGCUACAGCGAAUAUGGGAACAGGCAUGUUAUCUCAAGCUACCGGUGUUUGUGUGGGCAGUGCGGGCGGUGCUGGCGAUCGUAUGCCUCGCUAUUUGUCAUCACCUGCCGCCGCAGCUGCAGUAUAUGCUGCAUCGUCACAGCAAGCCAUCUCUAAUGCCGUCAAUGAGCAUGGACCUAACAAUUUUGCCACUAUUCGGACUACAAGUAUUGUAACAAAGCAACAGAAAGAACACAUGCAGGAGGAAAUGCAUGAGCAAAUGUCUGGCUAUAAACGAAUGCGUCGCGAGCAUCAAGCUGCGUUACUGAAGCUCGAAGAGAAGUGUAAAUUGGAAAUGGAGGCUCACAAAGGAGCAUUAGACAAGGAAUAUGAUAAUCUCUUAUACAACUUCACACGGGAACUGGAGCGUUUAGAGGCGAAGCAUCAGCAAGACUUAGAACGUCGUCAAAAGCAAACAUCCGCAGCGGAAAAGAAACUAUUCAAGGAGAUUUCUUUGAAACAGGAAAGUGAUCGCAAAGCCUUUGAUUUAAAUCGCAAAAAGGAAUAUAAAGCUAAUAAAGAACGAUGGAAACGUGAAUUAUCGAUGGAUGAAUCUACACCGAAACGGCAACGUGACCUGACGUUGCAAUCACAGAAAGAUAACUUGAAGCAAGCAGAAGCGCAAGAGGAACAACGUUUGUUAAGAGUACAAAAACAGUAUAUCGAUUUGGAGAUGCGGAAGUUCAAGAGAAGACGCCUAAUAUCUCUUCACGAGCUCGAAGAUCAGUUAUUGCGUGAUGAAUUAAGCAAAAAGCAACAUCAAUUAGAGCAAGCGCAUGCUAUUCUGCUGAAACAUCAUGAAAAAACGCAGGAACUAGAAUAUCGUCAACAAAAAAGUGUACAUCAGCUUCGCGAGGAGCAGAUAAAUACUCAGCACGAUACGGAACUGAAGAAUCAAAAUGACUAUAUGGACCGAGUUAAAAAAGAACUUUUGCGGAAACACGCUCUUGAAAUCAGACAACAUCCUAAAAGUUUAAAGCAAAAAGAACUGCAAAUCCGCAAACAAUUCCGCGAAACUUGCAAAACUCAGACAAAACAAUAUAAACGGUAUAAGGCACAAAUUCUCCAGACCACACCAAAAGAGCAACAAAAGGAGGUAAUAAAACAAUUGAAGGAAGAGAAACAUCGAAAAUUAACACUUCUAGGCGAACAGUACGAACAAAGCAUCGCUGACAUGUUUCAAAGUCAGAGUUACAAAUUGGAUGAGACCCAAGUGAUUGAGUGCCAUCGUACCAACGAGCAGUUGGAAUACGAACUUGAUGUGCUCACUGCCUAUCAAAAUAAAAACAAGAAACAAGCUCAAGAGCAACGUGAUCGUGAGCGUAAAGAGUUGGAAAAUAGAGUAAACGUUCGAAGAGGUUUACUGGAGAGUAAGAUGAAUGCGGAGUUACAGCAGUUCAAUCAAGAGCGAGCUGAACGUUUGCGUAUCAAACAGGAGAAGCAUGCCAGAGAACUGGAAGCUUUCGAUCAGGAAUCGCUUUCGUUAGGUUUCAGUGCUCUAUCACUCAGCGAGGUAUCGCGCGAAACAUACCCCGACGAAGAGGGUAGCUUAUCAGGGUCCAUGAUCAGUUUAGCGCAUAGUAAUAGCUCUACAAGUUUUCCGGCAGGCUCCCUAUAGCAUAAAAACUUUAAUAAUGAUGAUGGUAAAAACCAAGUAAAAGAAGUAAUGUAAAAAAGAAACUCAAUAAAAUAUUAAACACUAAUAAUAAUAACGAAUACAUUGAAGAAGGAAAAAGUGUGAACAAUGAACGAAGCAAAAAUAAUAAUAAAAUGCAAAAAACAAAAUUAAAUAUAUGGCACUGAUUGCAGCAAGCAAAAUAUAAACAGCAAUAAUGCAUAUUAGCAGUUGACGCCGGUUCAUAUGUUUACAAUUAAGUUAUUAAAUUACCUAAAAUUUAAUUGCAAUCUAGAAACACAGCAAAGCAUAUAUUCAAGAUAUGAAACGUGGUAAUUAAAUAUACCAUUAAAGAAAACAUAGGCAUUAGUGGAAAGUUUCUUAAGCUGUAAGGCUUUGAAUAAGAUAAUCAAAAAAGGCGUAACAAACUAGGACGCUAUUUUUUUUUAUAAUGCAGUAUAAUAGCGCUAUAAAGAAAUACCAUAAAAAAUACUUACACUGUCGUAAGUCCAUAUGCCCACACGAAUGUUUGCUUACAUAUAAACGAUUUUAUAUGCAUUUAAAGCUGGUGUGAAAAUUGCAUUUCCUUCUAAAUGUUUGCAAGAUAUGAAAUUUGGGUAAUGUGAGCUGGAGAGAUGUAUGCAAUUGCAUUGUAUUAUAGGGCUAUCUUUCAUAUAGACUGAUAUAGUCGAGCUUUGGUACUCAUAUAUAGAUUUAGAAUUCGGUCAUCAUAUACAUUCAGUUGUAUAUGCCAAUAUUCCUUGUGUCCAGUAUUCAUUGUAACGAUUUCUUUGCACGCAAUAGCAUGGGCAAUUCUUGAUAUUUUUCUUGCUGUGAUAUUACAUAUCAAAGAGUGCAACAUCUUGAUUUAUAUUGAUGAUAUAUGUAUGUGUAUAUACAAUCAGAAACAAAAUGGGAUGGAAUUAUAUUUUUU